Messenger RNA from Cercocebus atys (sooty mangabey), 588 nucleotides. RefSeq lists its product as uncharacterized. Lineage: Eukaryota; Metazoa; Chordata; Mammalia; Primates; Cercopithecidae. The transcript is spliced from 5 exons. The coding region runs from base 1 to 588 and encodes 195 amino acids. The record is from RefSeq and is a predicted model, not a curated record. Gene Ontology annotation, molecular function: protein binding.
AUGGUCACCAUCAUGCAGGCGUAUGUCAGGGGAUGGCUUGAACGCAAAAGAUUGCAAAGAGUAAUGACCAAGGCUUUAUAUCAUGGACCGGAUAUGAAAGCAGUUAUUAACAUGUAUGGCAGACUAAUCCACCGUGUUAGAUAUCGACGUGGUCUUUGGAGGACAAGACAAAUUGUCAACUUAUCAGAGCUAGAGGAAUGGAUGGACCGAAAAAAAUUCUAUGAAAUAAUGUUUGCUAAGAGAGAAUAUUGGCCAAAAAUGGAAAGAAGUGAGCUCCCCAAUUUCUUCAGUGACUGUGGACAUUUCCCAACUCAGAAACAAAUUGAUGAUACUUGGGACCUGGUCCAUCAAGAUGGCAAAGAAAAAUAUUCUGACCUAAUCAAAAAGUCCAAAGCAAUUGAAAUGUUAUUUACACUCUAUCCUCCUGAAGGUGCACACGUGCCUAACAGUACACUACUCAAGUCAACUUGGUUGAGACCCAUAGUAAAUGGGGAAGAAGGUUAUAAAUAUAUAGCACUGUCUGUCCUCAAGCUCCGCAACCCUCUGGACUAUCACAAAUAUGCUCAACUUGUUUCUCUCCUUUGUUAA